GGCACGGCGCCAUGGCGGAGUGGGCUCUGCGAGCGAGAGGGGGCGGAUCGGGGGCUUUGGGCCCGGCGUUGCUUCCGGCCCGGGGAACGUGCCGGUGCUGCGGGAGGGGGCGCAGGGUGUUAGACACCGGCGGAACCCGGGGCUUGGUUACGCUCCCUCCCCGAAAACGGCAGCUGCCUGCUCCGUGUCGGGUCUGUUCUAGGCGGUAAAGAGCGGCUGUGGUAGCUCAGGUUUUGCCUCCUGUCUGUGACAGUGAAAUGGGGAGCGGGACGUAAAGUAAGGCGGAGGACUGAAUUAUAUGUUAUGUGAAUAUUUUAGAUUUCUUUCUUUUCUGGUAGUAGAUAUGAUACUCCUGAUGGCAGCUAAUAUCAGUUCCCGGUAGGAACUGUCAUGCCUGGUCUGUGCUGUUACCCAUAUAUGUGUAGUCUGGCGUCUCCUUGACGCCAUGAAUUCAGAAAUCAUGUACUGUGAGGGUCAAUUCCACCACCUAAUUAAAGAGGAAUUUAUUUUUUUUUUUAAAGUUUAAUGGGGUCUUUUUAUAAUUUGUUGUGAUAUUUUAUUUUCAAACAAUUUCUUGUCUGUCUUUUCUGUUUAAUUAAUAAGUGUGGCUCUUUUUUACCAAAUCAGAAGCAUUUUCCUCCUUUUUAGCAUAAGUAUUUUUCUAUCUUUGCAAAUUCUUUAAUUUAAAUGUGCGCUUCUGUACCAGUCCAUCUUUCUGUUUAGAGCAGUGUACAAAUAACAUUUAUGUUUAGAUUGUUCUACCAGCUCAUAUAGAAUUCACGUGUCAUUUCCCUCUCUCUCCCCUCCCCUCACAAUGAUUUUGCUGUUCAUAAAGACUGAAGAUCUUGGUUUUAUUUGAAGUAGCAUCAUUUUCCCUGCAAACUAAGAAGUCACACAGAACAGAUGGCGUUGUCAGACUCAGUCACUACUUGUCUUUCUCUACCUGUGCAUUAUCUGAUUUGUAAACUUGGAUUUGAGAAGACAGAUGCCUAUGAUAUUAAUAAUAUUUUAUCUGAAAAUGGUGAAGUGUGUUGGCACGCUGUUACAGAGCAUGUGUGUUACCUUCAAUCAGAUCAAAGUGUGGAUUAUGUCAAAAGUAUACGAUCGUUAGGACCUGUAUGUGAAUCUGUUAAUUUGCACUUCAAAUCUCUGACCAAGGAGCAAUUUGUAAUUAAGUAUGCAUUGUGGUUCCACUGGACAAACUGCACAGAGUUAUUUCUUGAAGUAUUUGAUGUUCUACAAUAUACACAAAGUACAGAAGUUGCUCUUGGAUUAAUGAAGCUAACAUCAUGCCUAGAACGAGCCUUGGGCAAUAUGAAUGUACUCAGGGUAUUCAUUGGAUCUCCAUAUGGUCUGAAUCUUCGUAAUGUUUUGUGGCAUGGGUUUGCAUCCCCAAAAGAAAUUCCUGCCAAAUACUGUGCUAUGCUGCUUUUUUUAACUGCAGGAUUGGGUCAGUUGUUACGGACAUAUCUUCUGCAAAAUAAAUGCAUUUUAGUACAUCGACCUUACGUGAUCUUCGUUAGCUUAGAGGAGCUUGAUGUAUUUCCAGAUCUUAAUCAUGAAGCAGUUUCCAUAGCUGAAGAGCUAGUAAACCUGUCCAGUUUUGUAUUAAAACCAAUGAUACCAUUUUGGAUGGCUGCUUUAACAGCUUUCAAGCGAAGCAGGUAUGCUGACUGUGUGAUUUUCUUACUUCCUCAGCUGGAAGUUGGACUUAGAUUGCUCUUCACUACAACUAAUAAAUGUCCAAAUCGAUUGCUAACAGCUGAGUCUUCUGCUCUCUACACCACUUUUGAUGAGAUGCUAGUAAAGCAUUUGGAUAAUGAAGAAGUCAACCAGCUCCCUGCAGUUCUCGAGGAGCCUGCCAUGGAAUUUCUUUGGGAUUUCUUGAACCACCAGGAGGGUCCACGUAUAAGAGAUCGUUUAAGCCAUGGAGAGAUCAAUCUAGAAACAUUUCCCAGAGAAGUAGCUAAUCAGUUAGUUGCAUUUGCAAUUACUCUUCUCUGCAGGUUCUCAGAUGAGGACAUGUUUGCUUUUAAGGAACACAUGGUCGUAAAACCACUGAUGAACUGUGCAAGUUGCUACUGCUCUCGAUUUCAUCCAAUUGCCCGACUCAAGAAACAGGUACUGGAAUGUAUGAAGAGCAUUCACUUAUGGCCUGAAUUACCAACAGUGCCUGAGGAGCAAGUUCAAACAGUUAAAGGAUUGGAAGGAAAUACUGAAGCUAGUACUUUGAUUUUGAUGAUAUCUGAAAUUCUAUCUCAGUUGCAACAAUACAUGCCCCAGACUUGCUGUAGUUCAGAUGAUCCGAUUAACAGUGUCUUAACUGAGAGGCUGUUGAUUGAGCUUUGUGAUACACGUAUUUGCACACUUUAUUCUCCACGACCUGUACUGGAAAUGCUGGUGGUACUCCGUAAAAUAAGCACACAGUGCCAUCAAGUGUCUGAACAAGUUAUUGCCAGCACCGAGUUGAGAUACAAACAGUGGAUGAACAAGACUCUGCGUUCUCGCCAGAGGCAUAACUAUCUACGAAUGUUGAACAGCAUUAAAUUUUUGUCUCCAGUGUUGCGGCUCAUCUUAGUGUUGAUGACUGUAGAACUAGUCAACAUUCAUCUGGUCUGUAAGAAGAAUCCUUCUGAUUAUCAGCAGUAUCUAAAGUUUUUGAAGUCAGUCUUGCAGUAUACUGAGAACUUGGUGACAUACACCAGCCCCGAGAAAAACAAGUGGGAUGAAACCCUGGAGCUGACAAACAAGAUUUUGAUAAAAAUAAAGAGAAUCAGUGACAGAAAGCUAAUGUUAAUGCAGCUAACUACAUAAUGGCUUUAAGGUUGUUUGGACAUUGUUAUAUCUUAAAAGUUAUGGAGUCCUCAAAUUAGAUGAGUCUAAUUCAAAGACAGACUUCAUGAGUCACUGUCAAAUUUUGGAUGCAAAAUUUAGUCUUUUUAUUUGAAGGUGACUGUUGAAACUGGAGUUGUAUGAUCAAGCUUCUGAAGAACAGACUGUUUGCUAAAUCCAGUGAAAAAGAUUUACUGAGCUAAAUCAGGAUGAUGCAAGUCCUGCUUUAAGUUUAUUAUGCAUUUUGUAGCUUGGAUUUUUUUGUUGGUUAGUUGGUUUUUCCUAGUUUUCUAUUAUUGUGGUUAUUAUUGUAUUUUUCUACUGAAAAUAUCCAAGAAAAGAGUGUGAAUAAAAACUCUGGAAAAUUUUAAA
This is a messenger RNA of Strigops habroptila (Kakapo), 3204 nucleotides long. It is a transcript of the gene ERMARD, whose product is annotated as ER membrane associated RNA degradation. The transcript has 17 exons. The record is from RefSeq and is a predicted model, not a curated record. Lineage: Eukaryota; Metazoa; Chordata; Aves; Psittaciformes; Psittacidae. The coding region runs from base 904 to 2814 and encodes 636 amino acids.